GGAAUCGAAUACGCCAUAAUCUUCGUUUUAAAUGCUUUAAAUUGCCUUAUCCCAUUAGUUUAAAACUUAUUCUUACCCUCUUAAGCUGUUUAAAGGCUUUCUUUUGUUGAAAUAUGAUGUUUUGAUAAUAAGUUUUGCAGACAUAAACAACAUGCAUCGUGUCUUAAUUACUGGCAACUUGCCAACACUUUGCUUACCACAGGGAACCCAUCACAAACACUUGCAUUUUGAAUGGUAAAUGGUAAAUGGUUGAUAAUUUUUCUAGUAAACUAUCGCAAAUUACAAACAUAAUUUAUAGUAACACACUCUUUCCCCUUUUUUUCUAUCUAAAGCUACAAACAUUUCGUAAGUCAUUGCUGUCAAUGCCGCGACUCUGACGUUUUACUGCAACACUACUUUGAUUGACGUUCGCUUUAUCAAAACACAGUUUUAUAACUCGACUUAAUUAGUUAGAGCAUCUAGUCGAUAAUGGAGGUUUGCUGUUCAUUUAAGAAUAUUGUUGGAGGYGUUUGUGGAGUUGAUACUAGAGAUAAGUUACAGCAACUGGAAGUUAUUCCAUUACUAUCAUGUUCGUUGGAUAUCGCAAACCACAAGUCUUUGUAUUCCUUCUCUGGAYCUGAAAACGAAGUUGAUCUGAUUCUUUGUCGAGCUUCCAUAUUUUCGCGACCUAAUGAUGUAGCUUCAAUGACAAUUUGUCCUUUCCACCGCGGAAGGUUGGGUUUAGGGUGGUCGAGAGGCUCAAGCGCCCGUUGUCGAGUGCCACCUGUCAUUUCAAACCAUGGACACAAGAAGAAAAGCUGGCCGAAAGGAGAAAGAGGCAUUGGAAAGCUCGAGUCGGAGUUUUUGCUAAAUGAAACUGGCGUCUUUAUUCAAGCUGGCUCAGCAAUUUGUCGAAAAUGUCGCGAGAAAAUAAAACCGUUGUCGCAUAGUGAAGAAGUAGAUAAGUUGGAGACAAAAUUUAGGGAGGCAACGCUACAGGUAUUAUUCACAACUUUGCAAAGUAAUUUUGAUGUUCUUGGAUAGUAAUCAGCAUAUCAAGUUAUCUCAUGCAAUUAUUUUUUUCAUUUGCUUUUUCGUUCAAUUCUAUAUAUUUCUUCUCA
Messenger RNA from Exaiptasia diaphana, 1100 nucleotides. RefSeq lists its product as uncharacterized. The record is from RefSeq and is a predicted model, not a curated record. The transcript is spliced from 3 exons. Lineage: Eukaryota; Metazoa; Cnidaria; Anthozoa; Actiniaria; Aiptasiidae. The coding region runs from base 469 to 1023 and encodes 184 amino acids.